Messenger RNA from Drosophila innubila, 4491 nucleotides. RefSeq lists its product as uncharacterized. NCBI's taxonomy places the organism in Eukaryota, Metazoa, Arthropoda, Insecta, Diptera, Drosophilidae. Gene Ontology annotation, biological process: protein dephosphorylation. The record is from RefSeq and is a predicted model, not a curated record. The coding region runs from base 351 to 4409 and encodes 1352 amino acids. Gene Ontology annotation, molecular function: protein tyrosine phosphatase activity. The transcript is spliced from 2 exons.
UCUCGGUCUUAGCUAUUUUGCAUCGCAGUUUCAGCUAUUUAUCGGAUGCUUUCCAGCCAGAAACAGCUAUUUUUUCCUCCAAUUAUUUUCCUUUUUUUGUGUGUAAAAUGUCGAGUCGUGAAAAACGUAAUUGCAAUGCCAAUUUAGUUAAUCAAAGAGCUAGUGGCCAAUGUGCAAGCCAAUAAUGUUAACCGUUUGACGGCAUUACACCAACUGCAUGGCAGCGUCUGUCUAGCCAAAACAGCCAGCAGCCAAGCAAAGUGAAGACGAGUGAGUGAGUGCGAGCGAGCGAGCGAGCAAAGGGUGCGAGCGGAGCGAAGCGCAUUUAGUGUGUUUUGUGUGUGUAUAUAAUGGACAAGUUAAAAAACAACAACAAAGAGCAUGCAGUUAUUGCAUCAAUUGAGUGCCCCUAUACCAACGCUGCUGAUGCCGAUGUGGACGUGGAGAGCAACAAGAGCACGCCCACUCCAUAUUAUACACCCCUGGACUUUCUUCAGACCUCCUUUGAGUUUCCAUCACCCACAGCAACAGCAACACCAACAACAGCUGCAUCAAUUGAGCGUCCAGGCGAUGAGGAUGCCCAAUAUACACCCAAACAAUUUACAAUUGCCAACCCAAAGUUGCCGCAAUCGCCGACGACGUUAAAUCGUAAAUUUAAACGAUUCUCACUGUACGAUCGACGGUCGUGCUCGCCACAGGACGGACGGAUCUUUGCCAACAAGGAGAAUACAAUACCAAAAAAGUGCAGCGCCGACAACGAUCACGAUAGUUUGUAUUUGUCGAAAAGCGAACAUAACUCACCCACAAUUAUUUUUAGAGAUGAGAGCUCAACGACACCGAAUCCGAAUCCAAAUCCGAAUCUCCUCAACGAUUCCUCCAGCCGCCUUAGCUAUUCACCCAAACUUCUGGCCUCCAUAAAUAAUCUCAAUCUGAAUCAAUCACUCUCCGGUUCUCCCUUGAACAUUAUCAACUCGGCGGGCUAUAAAAAUGGGAACUUCUUUCGCUUUCCCGAAAUUGAUCAUGUGGUGCAGGAUGUGGUUCAGGUGGUGCCCACCACUACCACUACGACUAUCACAGCAGCCGUGUCAGCUGAGCAGCAGGAGGACAAUCAGCAUCAGCAAUCAAAUGAGGUUUUAGUUGUCCAGGAGGCGGGACGCAAGAAUCGCAAGAAUAAAAAUAAUCUCACCAUACGCAUCACAGAUGUGCAGCUGGCCAGCAAGAGUCAGCUGUCGCCGUCAUCUCUCGUUAAGCCCAAGACACCCACCAUUAAGAGCACCAAGGAAAAGGCGCGCUCCUUGGACUCCGCUGCCAAUGAGACGGAGCUGUCGAUUGUGGUGCAGCACAUUAAGGAAUCUCACGACAUGUCCACACCCUGCAGCAGUAGUCAUGUUAGUCAGGGUAACAUGCUCAUACAGCCAACCGCCUCCAGCCUUUACUCCACCUCCCUGUCCCGCUUGGAUUCGCAUCAAUCCUUGCACAGUCGCCGCACAACGCGUCGCAAAUCGCCGGGAUUAAACAGCAGCGAUUGGCAAAUGUACCAUCGCAAGCAGCAUCAAUAUCAGAGCUCUCUGGAUGCGGAUGAGCAGAAGUCCGCUUCCAGUGUGGACAGCAGCAGCAGUGCCAAGUUUACAUUGGGCGCCAAUUUGGCACCUCGCAGUGCCCACAAACUCAAUCCCCUGCUGCACUCGUCCAGCACCAACUUGAAGACGUUGCCCGAGUGUCUGACUCUGGUGGAGUUCACACCCAGCGCUGUGGCGGUGGAGUCGCCAUUUAAGCAAAAGUCCAUGGAUUUGCCGGCUAAGAGCAUGGCCGGUUCCAUGAAUCUUCUACAGCGUCGUGGCUCCAAUCAUAGUCUUACCUUGAAUCUGCACAGUUCGUGUGGCAACCUGAUGAACAGCGGUCUGAGCGUGUCCAACUACAGCUUGGGCUCUGUCAGCAACUCCAAGUCCAGCUGCAAUCUGGAGCAGCAACAGUUGCAGUCGCAGUCACAGUCACAGCAGCAACAGUUGCAGCCGCAGCAGCAAUUGACUGUCGCUGCGCGUCAGGGAUUGUUCCGGAGACGUGGCUCCAAUCACAGCAUCACCUUGAAGAGUCACACAACCAACUCGUGUGGCGAACUCAGCUCCAUGGCCAAUCAGACGCCCAAGCGUGGUCUUCUCGAGCGUCGCGGCAGCAAUCAGAGUCUCACCCUCAACAUGAGUGGCCAACUGAUGGCCGGGGGGCAGGAGCAGCUGCAUCCACAGCCCAAGCUGACCGUGUGCAGCUGUGGAGCUGCCUCGGCCGCUCAAGCGCCGCAUCAGCGUAAAUUCUUUAGCACCGAGAAUCUGAAUAGCAAUCGUGGGAGCAAUAAUUCCCAGUACUUGGAGUUUAGCAAGCCACCCUUGUGCUUUGGUUCCGCCUCCGAUCUGCAGCCCAGCGAGCAGUCUAAGAUCAAGUCACCAGCUGGUCAUGGUCACAACGAGCCGGGAGUUGUCCUGUGCAGUUGCAGUUGCUCGACGGGAGUGGGUGGUGUCGUUGGUGGCAUACGCAACAUUAUGACACGUCCUUUGUCCCCGCAGGCCACAACUGAGGAGUUCAAGAUUUACUUGGCCAGCAUCCAAAUGCUGCAAAGUGCGACAAAUCCGCUAAAUCAAUACGAUCUGAUCAAGCUAAAUUACGUAUUUGAUCACAGCUACAAGGCGAACUUGGAACAGCCGCCGGUUCUAGUGCUGGGACGUGAAGGCGGCACACCCACCAAUCAGUUGCCGCCCACAUCCGAGGAUAGCGAAUUGCUGGCCAUGUAUCAGGCGGUGGUCGAGAGCAUUGUCACAUCCCUGCCCCAACUGGAUGGCGAUGAGCAGAAGCGCAUCUUCCGUGAACUGCACAAGGAGUUCUGGGAUCUGCCGCUCAACCAUCAGGAGAAGCCCAUGGUCGUUGGUUCCCAGACAAAGAAUCGCUACAAAACAAUACUCCCCAACGAACAUUCGCGUGUGCUGCUCGAGAGUGAGGCCACCGAGCUGUCCAAUCUGAAGCAGCAACACCAACAGAGCUGCCUCAUGCCGCCCCAGGCCAGCACUGAGGAGCUGAUGGCCAAGACGACGACGACGACAACGCUGUUGGCCAACGAGGAUCUGCCCUACAUCAAUGCCAAUUACAUCAAGGGCCCAGACUACGUGUCCAAGUGCUAUGUGGCCUCCCAGGGACCGCUGCCCAACACAAUAUACGAGUUCUGGCUGAUGGUCUAUCAGAAUACGCAGCGUUACAUUCGCCGCUGCUUGGACGGAGGCAGCAGUCCGCAUGUGGACAAGUCGCAUAUAUUGCAACAGUACUAUCAGAAGAUUGUGAUGCUCACGAAUUUCACGGAGAACAGUCGACAGAAGUGCGCCAUCUAUUUUCCCAUCGAGGUGAAUGAGAUAUUCGCGGUGGCGUCCAAGAUCGAGGUGUUUGAACUAAGCGCGCUGGCACGCGAAUACUUUGAGCCAUAUUUGUUGCCAACACCAUUGCAGGCGGAGAGCGCAGAGGAUGAGCCACGUGAACUGCUGCGGCCGGAAGGGGAGCGGGAACGAGAGGAGCUCAACAAUCGUUGGCACAUUGCAGUUGACUCGGUCAAGGUGACACUAAAUGAGACACUGCGUCGCAUGUUGCCCACCGAUGGCAGUUUCUUUUUGGUCAAGAACGUGGGCAUUGUGCGACGUAAUGGUUACUCCGUGCGGAAGCUGGUAUUGCUGUACUGCAUCAAUGUGCCGGAGAGUGCGGGUCGAUUGGAGUAUUAUUUGCAAAAGAUCUGUUGCUAUCACUAUUGGUAUCCAGAUUGGCCGGAUCAUCAUUCGCCGCGGGACAUCAACACGCUGCUGGACACCUGUUUGCAUGUGCUCAACUUGGGCAAGUGCGAGUCCGAGUUUGACAACUAUGACGAGAAGCGGAGCACGUGCAAUGCCCAUUUGAUGGCACAACGUUUGGAGAUUUACAAGCAGGAUAUAUUCAAUGCUGUGCAACCGUUGCCCAUUAUCCAUUGCUCGGCAGGAAUUGGACGCACCGGUUGCUUUACGGCCAUCAUGAAUGCUGUGCGCCAGUUGAGGCAAUCUCUGGCAUAUUCGCUGACGGGCAUGUUGAGCAAAACUCUGACCAUGGCGGACAUGACGGACACAGCUCGAGAGGCUACUGAGAAUGCCGCCGAUGCGGAUACAGAGAGCAGCUUUAGCUGCAACACAAUCCUCCACAUCCGGCACAUUGUGGAGACGGAGACGGAGCAGUGCGUCAGCUUUGAUAAGCUGCCAAAGAUGCCAGACAUCUUUGUCGAUAUACUGGGCAUUGUGUGCAAUCUGCGACUGCAACGCGGUGGCAUGGUCCAGAAUUCCGAGCAAUACGAGCUCAUACAUCGCGCCAUUUGUCUCUAUUUAAAGCGAACUUUGGCGCUUCGACGUUUUUAAAUAAGAAUUAAAGGAUGAAGAAUCUGAAGUUGAAGUUGAACUUGACGAAGAACAAAACACCAAUUUACUAUUUGUAAAAGAA